GCAGUGGCGCCCUCGUGCUGUCAUUGCAGCGGCAAAGUAACAUCUAUCAUUGAAGGGACGGAUUGUUGGUUUUUUAUUAAAAUUAUAUAUUUUUACUGCAGAAAAUGGAUGAAGAAGGCGAUAAUCUUUUGCUUGAAGAUAAUUACUAUCAAUUACUGAAUGUUUCAAAGACGGCAUCUUUAGAGGAAAUAAACAGUGCAUAUCGUCGAUUUUCACGCAUGUUCCAUCCUGAUAAACACAGUACUGAUCCAAACAAGCAGAAAUGGGCAGAACAAAUAUUCAACAAAGUCAAAGAGGCUUACGAAGUGCUUUCCGAUUCACAUAAGAGAGCAAUCUAUGAUACACUAGGAAAGCGUGGUUUGGAGGUGGAGGGUUGGGAGGUAAUAUUUCGCACUCGCACACCUAGAGAAAUCAGAGAAGAAUAUGAAAGAUUAAAGCGUGAGAGAGAGGAACGAAGACUCCAGCAGAGUGCCAACCCUCGUGGAACCAUCACAUUGUCCGUAAAUGCUACGGACUUGUUCAUGAAAUAUUACGAUGAGUAUGAGAUUUUGGAGGAUACAACUGUUAUACCAAAUAUUGAGGUGUCCGGAAUGACUAUACAACAGUCGAUUGAUGCUCCAGUGACACUAAGAAACACCAUGACUCUAUCAGGAAACAUAUCAACACAAAAUGGAAUCGGUACGGGGUCUGUGAAUGUUUGUAAUCGUAACCUAAGUUCUGAGAAAGGAUGGACAGAAGUGGAGUGUGGUAUAGGUAAUGGACCUCUCCUCGGUUUCAAAAUAUUCAGAACUCUGUCGCGACUGAUGUUCCUGAACUGCGGGACAGUUUUGCAGUUUACACCAAGAGGAAUUUCACCAAGUCUUGUAUCAACCAUGGCUGUGCAACUAGAUGCUCACUCGGUUGGUUACUUGACGUAUCGCGCUGGGGGACAAGGUGGCUCUUCUAUGACUUCCAUUUAUGUUCGAGACUCGGAGAAAUACCAUACAAACACUGCGCUACAGAUCGGCACUCCUCACUCUUUUAUAUCAUUCAACAUCAUGAGAAAACUGCCUCAGCAUGACAUGAAACUCAGGCUGGCCUUGAAGUUGGGCACGUUUGGCGCAAUAGCUGAAUAUGGUGCUGAGAAAAAAGUUUCUCAGAACAGCAGCGUGUCAGCGGCCGUCAUGCUAGGAGUUCCAAGCGGAGUUAUGCUUAAAUUAAAAUGGACGUGUUCGUCACAAACUAUUGUAGUACCAAUCCACCUAUGUGAGGAGGUGAUGCCAUCGCCUGUGUUCUACGCGACUGUGGUUCCUCUGGUGUCAUGGUUGGUUCUAAAAAAGAUCAUCCUCGAUCCCAUUGCUAGAGAACGACAGGAGCGUGAGAGGCAGCGGUCUAUGGAGGCUAAUUACGAAAGGUUACAGGAAAUGCAGCGGCAGGCCAGAGCCACUGUAGAACUGAUGAGAGAGACGUACUCAAGAAUCAGGUCUGACGAGGAGAAAAAGAAGGGCCUGGUCAUUCUCCGAGCUAUAUAUGGAAAGUUACCUUCAGGUGCUUCUGGUCACGAAGUAGGAGCAGAGCCGACGGGUGACGGUGUGUCGCCGGAGAGCCCCACCAUGCUAGGAGAAGUGAUAGACGUCACAAUACCGAUACAAUGUCUCGUUAAAGACUCUCGGUUAGAACUGCUCGAAGCAAGCAAGUCUGAGUUGCCCGGAUUCUACGACCCGUGCGUUGGCGAUGACAAGCACUUGACAAUUCAGUACAUGUUCCACAACAACCUACACUGUUGUACUGUUUCCGACAGCCAAGCCCUCGUUCUUCCACGUAAUAAUCAUCGGAUAAAAAAUAGAUCCUGAAAUUUAAAAGCGAAGCGCAGGUACAAAGCUACGGCGCGCUCCCGCCCUCUUCCCUAAAGUUAAUGAGUAGACCUCGUGAUUAAGUCGACAUGAAUGUUGCGCUUAAAUCCAGAAAAUUAUCAUUACAAGCUUUGAACCUAGGCAGCUAAUGACAUUCCAUUACUUUACUAUGCCAACAGCAGCCCAUCGUCAGUAGAUAGUAGCCUUAUAAAAGCGUUGAAUGAUAAUGCUUUAAUAAUUGUUUUCUAUAAAAAGUGCCUCGAAACUGUAGCAAUAUAUUACAUAAAAAGAUGCAUAUUUACACAAACAUAGUAACUAUAUAUUUAUGUAUAUUUUAAUGCAUAAUUUUCUGUGCAGAGAAUUGAUAUUUUAAUAUAUGUUAACAUACUGUUCUUAGUAUAACUUUAUCAGCCUAUUAAAAUGGUAGGAGUCACAGUGUUAGUUAAAAAUAGUUAUCAAUAUUUGUUGAUUGCAUAGUUAUUACGUAGGUGUAAAAUCUAUACGCAACUGUGUAAAUAAAUCUUAGUUGUAGUUUUACUAAAGUUGUCUGAUCUAACUUCAAUCGAUUUGAGUAUCAUGCCAGUUGCGGUAGACGUGUUUCACUACCGUUGUUUCAAUGUAUUUUUGUUACAUUACUGGGCACAGGCUCGUGUCACGAAGGGUUAUAAAAUGUACAAAUAAUAAUCAAGUAAAUCUUUAAUUUAUAUUUGAGUAGUCUUCCCGCACUUGUUCGAAUAUAAUUGUAAUGAAGUAGUUACCCGAAUGCGUUCUAAUCUUAUAAAUAGCGAAGAAUAACUUAGGUAGUGCUUUGUGUCUUAGUUAUUCAGAGGCAUGGGAAAAUUGUGUAUUUCUUAUACGACUUACGUCUAUAAGUUCGAAAAUACUAAAAAUUCUCUUACUCUGCGUAAAACUUUAAUUUACUUAGUGCCUUAUGAAUUUGUCAGUUGAACUCCGACGAAAAGGAAUGAGAAAGUAUCUACUUUAUAGCCAUUCUCGAAAAUAUCUGAAUGGGCUUGUGUAGAACCGUCGCUAUUGUCCUACAUAAGUAUGUGGGUAUACGUCACGUUCUGUGCUUGCAGGUUUGUGCUAUAGCCGGUCAUGUCGUGACAAGACAAAAACCGAAGAGUUCAUUAACUCGAGAGUUGUAAUAAUUAAUGUGCGAGUGGAAAAAAACUUUGUUGUCGAACACUUCGCAGAAUGUUAGUAAAGUGAUAAGAUCUCGCACGCACAUGGGAUAUAAUAUUAACCUUGCGCGCGAGCCCUCAGUCGGAUACCCAAAGUUUCAAACCAAUAUUCACAUAUAUAUUUUUAUAGUAACCUAAUAGUACAAUAUAUUUAUGCUAAACUGUUAAGAUUAAAAAACUUGAUCAACACGCGUUCGCUCUGGCAGCAAAAAUUCAGUCUAUAUUUAUUCUCUAAAGAUAUUUCCAUCGUCCAUAAAUUUCUGUCCGCAAUAAUUAAUCCUAAGUAUUUUCCAUUGAUUGUUAGAGCCGAUAGAUAAUUUGUGUAUUUUUCUAGUUAGCAAGAUUCGCACAAAACUAGCCGAUAAAUGAAUUCUUAAUUAAAUCUACCUUGAAACAGCGCUUGCACAAAAAGCUUUGAUAAUUAAUUUUCUGGAUUUUGGCGUGUUAGUUAGACCUAAAAGUUAAUGGUUGAACAGUUAGUUUUUUUGAAUUUGUGCUUCAUCGGUGUAGUAUGAAGAGCAACGAUAAAUCGCAUGUAUUAGUCGAAUUACCUUCUAGUAUUGUUUUCAAUUUUUGUAAAAUAAUAAAUGUUGUUUAUUCUAAUCUUAUUUCGAAUACUUCCAAUAAAUUAUCGCCUAUAUUGUAUUGAGCGCAUGUUUCAUCGUUAACUAUAAAUGUUAUCUUAUUUUAUGACCUUAAGGAAUAUAUGCUGCAAAAUAAACAUUAUAAAGUUGUUAACUAA
Messenger RNA from Spodoptera litura, 3758 nucleotides. RefSeq names its product dnaJ homolog member 17 (gene DnaJ-17). NCBI's taxonomy places the organism in Eukaryota, Metazoa, Arthropoda, Insecta, Lepidoptera, Noctuidae. Gene Ontology annotation, biological process: cristae formation. The record is from RefSeq and is a predicted model, not a curated record.